GGCUUCACGUCCAAACAUCCAUUGUCAGUGCGUGCGAUGAUUGAGACAAACACCUUUUGCAAAACAUAAAACGCUCUCAUUUCUCAUUUUUUACCCUUUUGAAACGUCGACCCAGGGAUGUCUUGUAAUCCGAUGACGAGAUGCGCUCUACUCCCUUCGUUGGAUGACGUCUGCCCAAAUCCCAUAGAUUCAUUCCUGCAACAUCGAAGAUGCAUGUUCAGAGACACGUCGAGACGGGGCACCAAGGUCGAAUGAGGUCAAAUGAGGGAAGGGAUUGGGUCGAAUGGAACGGGAAGACCAAUCGAGGCUAGGAAGAGGGACAUGUUUACCACAUCAUAUAAGGGGAUGCUAGUAAUGACAAUUGGGAAAUUCAAAUUCCAACGGUCCUAUAGAACUUGAGACGAUCAUCGGAAAGGUGGGUAGGUGGAUGGGCGAGUACGUAUUGAUUCCUCCUGUGUUGUUGCUGUCGUGUUUCAAAGCCUCUCAUCGUUACAAUGUAUCAAGACGAUACGGAUUCGAUGCGAAGAAGGAAGAGCACAAUGCUGUCUAGUGCUGGAGAAGAGGUGCGAAACCAAAGUGAUCAUGGAAGUUUUCCAUUUUAUGGCAGAGUUGGUAUCUUGAAGCAAUCGAAGAAUUGCAGUUCACCGGCUCCAAUCGAAUUCUUCACGAUAACUUCGAUAAGCUGUCAAAAAAUUGGGGAUAGGAAAACAUUACGAUUAUGUAAUAGACCUAGAACUAUCGUACUCCACCAGCUCGCAUGUUUCUUUACACAAUCGUGGUUCAAAUCAGAUUCCAUGCAAAAUCGUACUUUGGAGUCUCUCCAACACAAUGGACUCUUUUAUUGUUUGCUCUUCAUCCAAAUACUUCCUACAUUCAUUUUAUCUCCCUCAGGUGAAGAAUUGAGCAACCAUCAUGGACCAAAUAGCCCCCUCACCAGUCUCAACUCCUUCUCCUUUCCUCAGUCUCCCGCUUAAUGCUCGUCAAAAUAUCUACAAGAUACUUUUAUGUACAGUUGAAGACCCACCAGAGGAUUUGAGAGACAAUGGCUGUACCCUUGUCCCCAUACGAAUCACUAAGCUCCAACAUGAUAUCUACCCUCAAAUACUUCGGACUUGUCGAAAGAUCAAUCAUGAGGCGACGGUUAUCAUGAGACAAACUAACCUUUUUGUUAUGGUCACUGGUGUCAUAAGAUUGGACGAACCAAGGAUUUGUUUCUUCUCAAAAUACAUUCCAAUGGUCAGAAUCAAAACCGAGCAGCAAGCAAAUGACUUCCAGAAGGCUUGCGUAAUGACUCAUGAACUGGGUGAACCAAUCAAGACCCCAGGAGUUUUACCCGAUGAGCCAUACAAAUUCAUGCUGCUUCAUCGACAUCUUCCACUAUUAUGUGCAGCUCUGGUCGUCAGUGCAAUAGGAACACUCCCCUAUUGUGAUGAAACGUCAGCAGCUCAUAUUGUUACAAUUCUCGAAGCUUACGAUGGUGACACUUCUGAGUCAUCAUUAUUGCCCGAGAAGUCACAAGAGACGCUCAUUGCACCUUAUCGUUCUGCAUUCAAAGGUUUCACGGGGUUCCAAUUGAAAGGAAAUAUAUCAGAUGAUUUGAAGUACUCUGUUAUAUCAGGAAUUACCUGGGCCCCGCAACUAAAUUCCGAGAGAACUAUACAUGGUUUACAGAGUAUGGAAGCAAGAGGAAAGGAACUUUUCGCUCGAGGAGGGGUUGAAAAUGCAAAUCAAAUCUGGUGUCAAGCUUUAAUGAAUAUUCGACGAAUAUUGACAAUGAGCAAAAGAAAAACACUGCAUGAAACCCAUGAGCCGGACUUCAUACAUCAACUUAUGAACAUGUAUUUUGAUCUCUCAUCGGAUCGUCUUCAAUACAUCAUCAACGCGAUGCAGAUGGCCGGAUUACAACAACGAAAAGCUCUAUUCCGUGUUCUAUCCCGUAUAGUUGACGACCCCUUCAAUAUGAGCAAUCAUUGCAGUCUCAAGGUCUGGGCACCACUUCAGCAUAAGUUGGCAGAGUUUAGAUAUCGAGAAGCCGUCGGCUGUCGAUUGGCAGAAGUAUCACGUGCAACCGAAGUAAUUGAGGAAGCUCUGAAAGCUAUGCCUACUCAUCCCGAAUUCUUGGAGGAGCAGAAAAGAAUAAGAGGGGCUUUCUAGUCUCGAGAAGACUGUCGCUACCAACCAGGUGCCAGUGACGGAUUUUAUAGACCUGAAAAUUAUUGAGCUUCAAUUUCGUCAUGUUAGUUCCAAAGGUGUCCUGAGCCCAGGGAUAGUCUCGAUACAAAUUCAAGCCGAUUCA
Messenger RNA from Botrytis cinerea B05.10, 2296 nucleotides. RefSeq lists its product as hypothetical. NCBI's taxonomy places the organism in Eukaryota, Fungi, Ascomycota, Leotiomycetes, Helotiales, Sclerotiniaceae. The coding region runs from base 913 to 2154 and encodes 413 amino acids. The transcript has a single exon. The record is from RefSeq and is a predicted model, not a curated record.